AUGACUAUCCUGAGCAGGUUUCACAGGAUUGUUGGCAACUCCGCCGACACCGCCAACACGACCCCUGUUGACGAUCCAAUCGUUAUACAGCUGCAGGCGGGUGACAAAGAAGCAGCACAUGCUCUCGACACUGAGGUUAACAAAGAUGAUGAUAAGCCGACCGAAAAUGCCCAGGCCGGUGUGCAGAAGAUCGAGGCAGUGACUUUGACCUGGGGGAGGAGUUCUAUGUUCAUGGUUUUGAUAUUUAUCUGGCUUCUGACACUGGUCAACAACAUGAGAUCCUCCGUGGUGUACAGCUUGACCGCAUACGCAACAAGCUCUUUCGCCGGUCACUCGCUCUUGACUGUCAUCAACAUUGUGUCGUCUGCCAUGGCAGGGGCAGUUUAUAUUCCUAUGGCUAAGGCAUUGGACCUAUGGGGUCGUGCAGAAGGAUUUCUUCUGAUGGUCGCCAUGUGCAUACUGGGAAUAGUACUGCUGGCUUCUUCACACAACCUUCCUACGUACUGCGCGGGAGAAGUCUUCUACUCUGUCGGUUUUGGAGGCCUCGCAUACAGCUGGGACGUACUUGCAGCAGACGUGACGAACCUGAGAAAUCGAGGUCUUGCCUUUGCUUUCACAUCGUCCCCAGCCUUGAUCUCGGCAUUCGCUGGAUCGAAGGCUGCUGCCGAGUUCCUUCUUCAUGUUAAUUGGCGAUGGGGUUAUGGAAUGUGGGCAAUUGUCUUGCCGGCGUUCGCAUUGCCUCUGUAUGCCCUCUUGGCCUACAAUCUGCGGCGAGCAGAAAGACAGGGGACGAUCAACAGAGAAAGAACCAAGUUUAGGUUCAGCCUGGAAUCAGUCUGGUGGGUUGUCAAGGAAUUCGAUUUGAUGGGUGUUAUCCUCUUCGCUGGCGGUAUGGUCGUGUUCCUGCUGCCGUUUACGCUGGCUAGUACUGCGCCCAGCGGCUGGCAAACAGGGUACAUCAUCGCGAUGCUCGUUGUCGGUCUCGUCCUCCUGAUUUCCUUCGGCUUUUACGAAACUUAUCUCGCCCCGGUCCCAUUCUUGGAUUACAAAUUCCUCACGGACCGAACCAUCUUGGGUGCAUGUCUCUUGAACAUGACAUACCAGAUCUCUUAUUACUGCUAUGGGAGUUACCUAUCGUCAUUUUUGCAAGUAGUGUACCACUUGGACGUUGCCACUGCUGGAUACGUGGGAAACACAUUCAGCGUGGUUUCAUUUGUCUUCUUGUUCGUCACUGGCUGGCUGAUUCGAGUGACCGGACGAUUCAAGUGGAUCCUCUGGAUUUGCGUGCCGCUCUACAUAUUUGGGCUGGGCCUCAUGAUUCACUUCCGUACCCCCGGUGGAUACAUCGGCUACAUUGUCAUGUGCGAGAUCUUCUUCUCUGUCCCAGGUGGCAUCUUCAUUCUUUGUGUGCAGCUGGCCGUUCUUGCAUCCGUUGAUCACCAGCACGUUGCUGCGGCACUUGCUUUGCUUUUCGUGAUGGGUAGUAUCGGUGGAUCCAUUGGCAGUGCCAUUUGCGGCGCUAUCUGGACAAAUACCUUCCUGUCAAAGCUCCAGCAGACUCUCCCAGAAGAGGCCUUAUCCGAUUUGUCACUUAUCUAUGCAAGCCUACCGGUGCAACUCAGCUACCCCGUCGGUAGCCCAAUCCGCGAUGCAAUCAUCGAAGCAUAUGGCUAUGCUCAGCCAAUCAUGCUUGCUUCUGGCACUGGAUUCAUGGUGCUGGGAUUCAUUUGGGUUGGCAUGAUGAAGAACUUGAAUGUGAAGACGAUGACCCAGACGAAGGGCAACGUCUUCUGA
Messenger RNA from Penicillium brevicompactum, 1794 nucleotides. RefSeq lists its product as uncharacterized. Gene Ontology annotation, molecular function: transmembrane transporter activity. Bases 1 to 1794 code for a protein of 597 amino acids. The record is from RefSeq and is a predicted model, not a curated record. Lineage: Eukaryota; Fungi; Ascomycota; Eurotiomycetes; Eurotiales; Aspergillaceae. Gene Ontology annotation, biological process: transmembrane transport. The transcript has 4 exons.